GCGCAGUGGGACGAGAUGCUCGCCGCAGCAGGUUUAGCAGUUGUGGACGUGUACCAGCAGUGGUGUGGUCCCUGCCGGGCUGUGGUCAGUCUCCUCCGCAAGAUAAAGAACGAACUGAGUGACGACCUGCUGCACUUCGCAACGGCUGAAGCAGACAGCAUUGAUGCUUUAGAGAAGUAUCGAGGGAAAUGUGAGCCGACCUUUCUCUUCUAUGGGGGAGGAGAACUGGUCGCUGUGCUGCGUGGGGCCGAUGCCCCUCUCCUUCAGAGGAUGAUUUCAGAAGAACUGGCCAAGGAGAGGCUGAUCCUAGAACAAGGGGGCGAACGCAUAGUAGUUAAAGAUGAAGGUCUAGUGGACGAGGAGGAGGAGGAAGAACAGCAACAGAAUGAUGAAGGCCUCCUUGUUCCUGCAAGGAAAUCCUACACCGUGGCCAUCAUCAAACCAGACGCCGUUGCUCACGGAAAGGCAAAUGAGAUUAUUAUGAAGAUUCAAGAUGCCGGGUUUGAAAUCCUGGCCCACGAGGAACGCAUGUUGACUGAGUUUGAGGCUCGAGAUUUUUACCAGCACAGAGCAGCAGAGGCUUGCUUUGAGGAGCUGGUGCAAUUUAUGUCCAGUGGCCCCUCCCACAUUCUGGUGCUGUCCCAGGUAGAGGGAUCAGCCAAUGUUAUCCCAGCAUGGCGAGAGUUCAUUGGCCCAGCAGACAUGGAGGAAGCCAAGAGGGACAUGCCAACAAGCUUGCGAGCGCAAUACGGCACACAGACGCUUUUCAACGCCGUGCAUGGUAGUGAGGACACUGACCAGGCCAGCAGGGAACUCGCCUUCUUCUUCCCCAACUUCAGAAGCGCCUCGGUAGCAGAGCAGGAUGGGGAGGAAAAGCGUGUGGAGAGAACACUGGCUCUCAUCCGGCCUGACAUUGCCAGAGAGAACAGAGAAGAGAUCUUAUCUCAAAUCAACAAGGCUGGUUUCACGGUGGCUCUCCAAAGAGAGGUGAUGUUGUCAGAGGAGCAGGCUAGGCAGUUCUACUCAGAACAUGUUGAAGAAGACUACUUCCCUGCACUGCUCAAAAACAUGACCAGUGGGCCCGUACUGGCUCUGGCUCUGGCCAGGAAAGGCGCUGUCGAUCACUGGAGGGCCAUCCUUGGUCCCACUGAUGUCAACAAAGCCAAAGAGGGGGCUCCUGGUUGUCUAAGGGCCCAGUUUGCUGUGGAGAAUGAGCCUAUCAACCAGCUACAUGGAAGUGCAAACACUGAGGCGGCAGAGCGAGAAAUCGACUUCUUCUUCCCCAAGCAGCGGACCCUGGCUGUAAUUAAACCUGACGCCAUGGAGAAACACCAAGAGGAGAUUCUGGAGGAGAUCCGUGGGGGAGGGUUCUCAGUGAUGCAGUUGAAGGAGACAGUUCUGUCCAGGGGGAUGGCUGAGGAGUUCUACAAAGAGCACAGGGACAAGCCUUUCUUCAGCCAGCUGGUGGAGUUCAUGUGUCGAGGACCCUGUACAAUGCUGGUCCUGGCCAAGGAGAACUCAGUGGAGGAAUGGAGGGCUAUGAUGGGCCCCAAAGACCCAAUGCAGGCCAAAGAGACAGCACCAAGCUCCUUGAGGGCCCGAUUUGCUUCCGACAUUCUCCACAACUCUGUCCAUGGCUCCUCCACUCAGCAGCAUGCUGAAGAGAAGAUCCGCUUCAUCUUUGGUGACAUCUGCUCGGACACAGAGUUAACCAGCAACACAGAGCUUGACACCGCCCUGCUAGGAGACGGCAGAAACUCUUCAGAUACCAACAAUGGACGAGGAACGGUUGUCUCUCCCGAACCGGGGAAAACGGAUGGCACUGAUCUGUGUAGCGUCACAAACAGCAGUCAAAACGUUGAAGGUGACCAGAAACUUGAACCAAAUCCUUGCAGCCUUCAGACCCCCGAGACUCAAGAACAGGACCGACAUUAAACCAUUAUCUACAAUCUUCCUCUCUUCUGUUAUUCUGUAAACGAACAAUACUACAAACUGUGUUGCUGUA
This is a messenger RNA of Lampris incognitus (smalleye Pacific opah), 2005 nucleotides long. It is a transcript of the gene nme9, whose product is annotated as NME/NM23 family member 9. Bases 16 to 1935 code for a protein of 639 amino acids. The transcript has 16 exons. Gene Ontology annotation, molecular function: nucleoside diphosphate kinase activity. Gene Ontology annotation, biological process: UTP biosynthetic process; CTP biosynthetic process; GTP biosynthetic process. Lineage: Eukaryota; Metazoa; Chordata; Actinopteri; Lampriformes; Lampridae. The record is from RefSeq and is a predicted model, not a curated record.